ACUAUGUCUAUAGUUGUAAUAACCACUUCUCUCCUCAUCUUCUUUGCGUACUUAACCAAUGCAAAUGACAUGUUCUAUAACAAUAACAACAGCAAUAAUCAUAUCGAUGAGGAGGUAAAAGGUAUAUAUGAAAUAUGGUUGGUAGAGCACGGUAAAAUAUAUAAUGGGCUAGGAGAAAAGGGGAAAAAUUUGAGGUUCAUCGAGGAACAUAACAACUCGAAAAAUCAGACGUAUGUGCUAGGAUUGAACCGAUUUGCUGAUCUCACGAACGAGGAAUACAGGACCAUGUUUUUGGGCACGAGGAGUGAUGCUAGGCGCCGCCUUGUUAAGUCUAAGAACGCUAGCCAUCGUUAUGUUUUUCGGGCUAGCGAUCAUGUACCGGAAUCGGUUGAUUGGAGGAAGAAAGGUGCAGUUGCUCCUAUUAAGGACCAAGGGAGUUGUGGGAGCUGUUGGGCCUUCUCAACAGUAGCUGCAGUAGAAGGCAUAAACCAAAUAGCAACAGGAGAAAUGAUCACCUUAUCUGAGCAAGAAUUAGUAGAUUGUGACACAAUGUAUAAUGAUGGUUGCAAUGGUGGCCUUAUGGAUUAUGCUUUUCAAUUUAUCAUAUCCAUUGGUGGUAUUGACACUGAAUCUCACUAUCCUUACAAGGGCAUCGACCACAAAUGUGAUCUUGUUCGGAAGAAUGCAAAGGUUGUGAGCAUAGAUGAUUAUGAAGACGUGCCAGGAAAUGAAAAGGCACUUGAGAAGGCUGUAGCGCAUCAACCUAUUAGCGUAACCAUUGAAGCUUCAGGCAGGGCUUUUCAGCUUUACUCCUCGGGCAUAUUUACUGGAAAAUGCGGAACGCAAUUGGACCACGGUGUGGUGGUGGUUGGCUAUGGCACAGAAAAUGGAGUGGACUAUUGGAUCGUCAGGAACUCAUGGGGCACUAAUUGGGGGGAAGAUGGCUACAUCAAAAUGGAGAAGAAUAUAGAAGCCACAAAUUCUGGCAAAUGUGGAAUUGCAAUGGAGGCGUCUUAUCCAAUUAAGAAUGCCAUAAACAAAAUUACUAUGGGAGAAGAGGGGAUUAUAAGAAGUACCUAA
Solanum verrucosum is the source of this 1080-nucleotide messenger RNA. Its product is annotated as zingipain-2-like. The transcript has 4 exons. Gene Ontology annotation, molecular function: cysteine-type endopeptidase activity. Bases 4 to 1080 code for a protein of 358 amino acids. The record is from RefSeq and is a predicted model, not a curated record. Gene Ontology annotation, cellular component: lysosome. Lineage: Eukaryota; Viridiplantae; Streptophyta; Magnoliopsida; Solanales; Solanaceae.